CACUUUUUUAGGGCCAGGCUUAAGGGGAAACUUCUGAUGAAAAAAUUCCACCAGUCGGGGUGCAGAAACCAAUAACCAGGAUGAAGGGUCUGGUGAGGAGGCUGCCAGGGAGGGCACAGUAGGGUGUAUGGGGGCAGGACAAGGGACAGAAGGCACUGUAGGAUAUAGGGGGGCAGGACAGGGGACAGAGGGUACAGUAGCUACUAAUGUGGAAACCACAGCUGGGUCCAAAGCAGCUGAAGGGAGUUUUAGGGUCUCAGCAUGCAGGGCACAUGAAUCUGGAAACUCAAAUGGUACAGAGGUCACAGGUGUUGGGACCUCCACCCACCCAGAAGGUAGCGACAUAGGAGCUCUGAGCUGCAACAUAUGUAAAGGGACCGAAGGUUUUUGG
Molecule: messenger RNA, 391 nt
Organism: Staurois parvus
Lineage: Eukaryota; Metazoa; Chordata; Amphibia; Anura; Ranidae
Source: the annotation of a GenBank genome assembly